Molecule: messenger RNA, 3008 nt
Organism: Chelonus insularis
Lineage: Eukaryota; Metazoa; Arthropoda; Insecta; Hymenoptera; Braconidae
Gene: Su(z)12
Product: Polycomb protein Su(z)12
Exons: 9
Coding region: 128-2713 (861 amino acids)
Cellular component (GO): ESC/E(Z) complex; RSC-type complex; nucleus
Molecular function (GO): chromatin DNA binding
Source: RefSeq, a predicted model, not a curated record
CAUUGGGCAGUAGCAAGCACUUUAACAGUAUCAGCAGUAGUUUUUCGCGCGGGUUAGGUGUAUCUUUUUAUUUUUUGGGUGUGAUAGGCGAAUUUGUAGUUAUAAGCACGUGAAGGAAAUAGCAAAAAUGCCGCCUAAAAAACGGGACAAAGAUCUUGAAAAUCAAAAACCACCACGAAUGGAUCAAAUUCAAGCAGAUCACGAGCUAUUUCUGCAAGCAUUCGAAAAACCAACACAGAUUUAUCGUUUUCUACGCACACGGAACCAAAUUUCACCAAUAUUCUUAUAUAGAAAUUUGACAUACAUGAAAGAACGUAUGUCAAGAACUCAUAAAACUCGACAUGGAUUCAAAAUUGAUACAAUUCUAGAAAAAAUAAUGAUAAAAAAUAAUCUUGAACAAAAUCCAGGUCUACGUGGCUAUAUGACUCUUACCUUUCUGGGUUUUUAUGAUAAAAAAAUAGAAACAUUGCAAGAUUCUGUUAAAGUCGAAACUCUCUUGUUAAAAAUAUCUCACAAGAAACGUAAAGACGUGAGUUCACCAAUAUUACAGGUAUCUGUGGGAACUAGUGAAGUUCCAAUAAAUCCAUCAGAAAAUCAUCCUCCACCAAAAGCACCUACUGUUUCUAUACCUAAUGAAUCAUUCAAUUUGAACAAUGGCCAUAUUGCAAAAACUUACAUGCUGCUUUUAAGAGUUUACUGUGUAUCUAACAAUGGCUGCCUUAUAAAUAACUGUGAUUUAGAUUCAGAGCCAGCACAAAAAAGGCGGAAAUCUUCGCCCGCUAAUUACAAAAAUUGUGGAGAAGAAAUGAAACUUUAUGGCUCAGAAUUAAUUGUAUAUGAUAAACAUAAUCGCUGUUUAUUAACAGAUGGAGAUUAUGAAUUAGGAUUGCAAGAAGUUCAAACAAAUGUUAAAUCAAGUCCUAAGAAGCAUAGUUCUUGGGAAUCAAUUGUUGAUAUUAAAGAGUGUGGUCCUUUUGAAGUGUUCAGUCGAGGCCCGACGUUAAAAUUUAGACUUAGCUGGACGACAGAACCAAGUAAUGGUCUUGUCGAUCGACCUACACUCAUUCAUCCACUGCCUAAUGGUGAUAAUAAAGAAAAUCGUCCAGGAAACACUGAUCUGGAUCGUUGUGCCACAAAUAAUAAUAACAAUAAUAGUAAUAAUAACAACAAUAAUAGUAAUAAUAAUAGUAAUAAUAGUACGAGUAGUAAUACUAAUACGACACUGCCAAAUCCUAGUCUGUUGACACCGUCAAAGAUGUCUAGUACAGCUGAAAAAUGUGAUUCUGCAGAAGGGAUGCAACAAAUUGUUUAUCAAUUUUUAUAUAAUAAUAAUAGUCGACAGCAGACAGAGGCAUGCGAGGAUCUCCAUUGUCCUUGGUGUUCUCUGGAUUGUGGCAAAUUAUAUUCUUUACUGAAGCAUCUCAAACUCUGCCACUCACGAUUCACCUUUACCUAUGUGCCAAUACCACAAGGUGCACGUAUUGAUGUCGCUAUUAAUGAGUGUUAUGAUGGCUCUUAUGCUGGAAGUCCUCAUGAGCUUAUCUCUCAACCUUCUGGAGUUGCAUUUUCACGUACUGGACCAACAAGACGGACUAGUGUAACAAAUAUAUUAGUAUGUAGACCAAAAAGACCAAAACCAAGUCUUUCAGAAUUUUUAGAUUUUGAUGAGAAUGAAUUUGAAACACAGAGACCUUAUAUAACUGGUCAUAAUAGGCUUUAUCAUCAUACAGUAACAUGUUUACCAAUAUAUCCAAAAGAAAUGGAUAUUGAUUCUGAGGGUGAAAAUGAUCCUAAAUGGUUGCAAACUAAAACAAUGAUGAUGAUUGAUGAUUUUACUGAUGUAAAUGAAGGAGAAAAAGAGCUUAUGAAAAUGUGGAAUCUACAUGUAAUGAAAUAUGGUUAUGUUGGAGACUGUCAAAUUCCACUGGCCUGUCAAAUGUUCUUAGAAUUUAAAGGAAAAGAACUAUUAAUGAAAAAUUUAUACCGUAAUUUUGUUUUACACAUGAGUAGUCUUUUUGAUUUUGGUUUAAUCAGUCCUGUGAUUUUAUAUCAAACUAUUCAAAAGCUACAAGAAAUUAUGAAAGAGGGCGGUGAAAAUGGGGAUAUCAGAAAAGUUUUGCAAAAAUCUCAUGAAGCUCAAGUAGAACAUUGGCUUUCAACAGGAAUGCAUAGUUCAUCAGAUAAUACAAAACCAAAUAGUAUGCCUAUCAAAACGCACUUCAACAAUGAAGUAUCAAAUUCCAAUGCCAGACGAAAAACCUCUUUACCACUAAGCUCGCCACCGGCUUCUCAAUCAGUUAAGACAGUUCACAAUACUGUAAGUAAGCAAGCAAGUAUGGGUAACACACCAUCGUCAAAAUUAGUUAUGACAAAUGGAAAUAAAAAUACUAACUCUUAUGCAGUUCAAAAUACAUCCAAUAAAAUAAAUGGCGAUGAUGUUGCUAUAACAAAUAGUAAUGGAACCAAAGUUUCAGAAAACGAUUCAAAUACAAAUGAAUCAUGUCAGAAUAACAGAAAAAAUGAACCACCAACCAGACGUAAAAGUACAAAUUCUAUUGUUGUAUCUACAAAUAAUGUAGCAUCUAUGAGAAGAAAAUCUAUGGCUAGCGAUAAUGUCAACAAUGAGUAUCACAGAAGAAAAUUAGUACUCGAUGCGAUACCGUCCGGUGGAGUUGUCAAUUCUAAAAUAUCUCAUAAUGACGAAAGCUAUUGAAAAUCGCUGGAAAUAAGUUUGAUAUAAAUUUAAAAUAAUAUUCAGUCAAACCUUCGAAAUUUUAGUCAUUCACAGCAGCUAAUUCUUUAAAAAAGGAUACAAUUAAUUAAGUUACUAUAAAUAUCGUCUUCUUCAGUUAUUACUGAAUAAGUAUGCAAGAGACAAUUAAUUCGAAAAGACUAAAAUUAAGAGUGUUUGACUGUAUCCUUUUCGAUUGCGGAAAUUGUACUUUUUUGUACAGUAUUUGUUGUGGAUAAUUAAUAUUGACAUCGUAGUGAUGAUAGUUUAUAAAAAA